CCAAAUGGAGAGAGAAAAGUUAGGUUUCGAUGUGAAUAUAGCUAAUUAGUGAAGCAAAAGAAGAAAAAUAAAGAAACAUGUUUGAUGGUGGAGUACCGGAACAGAUCGACCAGUUCAUAGCAUCUCCACAGCCACCUCCUCUGCUUCCGCCGCAUCAACCGGCGACUGAAAGAUCACUUCCUUUUCCUGUCUCAUUCGCUUCCUUUAACUCAAACCAUCAAGCCCAGCAUAUGUUGAGCCUCGAUAGCCGUAAGAUCAUUCAUCAUCAUCAUCAUCACCAUGGCAUCAAAGAUGGUGGUGUUUCUUCUGAGUGGAUAGGUCAUACGGAUCAUGAUGGCCAUAAUCAUCGUCACUUUCAUCAUCCAUGGUGUAGUGAUGAAGUUCUUGCUCUUCUUAGGUUCAGAUCUACGGUGGAGAAUUGGUUCCCUGAAUUUACUUGGGAGCUCACUUCAAGAAAGUUGGCAGAAGUUGGGUAUAAGAGGAGUCCACGAGAAUGCAAAGAGAAAUUCGAAGAAGAAGAGAGAAGAUAUUUUAAUAGUAACAACAAUACUAAUGAUCAUCACAUCAGUAACUACAACAACAAAGGAAAUUAUAGGAUGUUUAGUGAGGUUGAAGAGUUUUAUCAUCAUGGUCAUAAUGAUGAUGAGCAUGUCUCAUCAGAAGUUGGGGAUAACCAGAACAAGAGGAACAAUUCGCUAAAGGGAAAAGAAAACGUUGAGGAAAUGGGACAUAACUUAUUGGAAGAGGGCAAAAGAGAUCAUCAGGGUCAGGGUCAAGUAGAAGAAUCAUCAAUGGGGAAUAAAAUAAACCCCGUCGAUAAUGUUAGAAACGAAGAUGGUGCAAAGUCAUCAUCAUCAUCAAGCUUGAUGAUGAUCAUGAGGGACAAGAAGAAGAGGAAGAGGAAGAAAAAGGAGAGGUUUGGUGUGUUGAAAGGGUUUUGUGAGGGACUUGUGAGGAACAUGAUAGUCCAACAAGAGGAGAUGCAUAAGAAGCUUCUUGAAGAUAUGGUGAAGAAGGAAGAAGAAAAAAUGGCUAGAGAGGAAGCUUGGAAGAAGCAAGAGAUGGAGAGGCUUAACAAAGAGGUAGAGAUUAGAGCAAACGAACAAGCUAUGGCUAGUGAUAGAAACACCAGCAUCAUCAAGUUCAUAUGCAAGUUCACAGGCCAUGAUAACCAUGAUGAUGGAAAUGGUAUGGUCCAGAGUCCAAGACCUUCUCAAGACUCAUCUUCCUUAGUUCUACCAAAAACCCAAGGCAGACGAAAGUGUCAAACUUCAUCAUCACUAUUACCUCAAGCCCUAACUCCACAUAACCCUAUUUCUCUUCAAAGCAAUGACAUACCACUUGAACCCAUUUCAACUGAAACCCUAAAAACCAAAACCCAAAACAGAAAACCUCCACUAAGUGAUGAAAAGAGUGACACUGGCAAGAGAUGGCCUAGGGAUGAGGUGUUAGCUCUUAUCAACAUCAGACGCAGCAUCAGUAGCAUAAAUGAUGAUGAUCAUCAUAAAGGUGGGAUCUCAUUAUCAUCAUCAUCCUCUAAAGCUGUUCCUUUGUGGGAAAGAAUAUCCAAGAAAAUGUUGGAGAGUGGGUACAAGAGAAGUGCCAAGAGAUGCAAAGAGAAAUGGGAAAACAUCAACAAAUAUUUUAAGAAGACAAAAAAUGUUAACAAGAAGAGACCACUGGACUCAAGGACUUGUCCUUAUUUUCACCAACUUACAGCUUUGUACAGCCAACCCACCACCACGGCCACCGACACGUCAACCGGAGAGCUGGAAACCCGGGUUGGAUCGGGCGAUUCAGUCAUGCAUGUAGAUGCAAAUGGUGCCGGCGAAAAAAGCAAUGUACAAUUUUCAGGUUUCGAUCUUGCGUUACCAUAAACCUCAAUACAAUAAAUAUAAAUAUAUUACUAGUUUAAUUUCUUUUCUUGUUUUUUCCCCUUUAAAACCUCAUUUUUGGUUAUCAUGAAAAUUUUAAAUAAUAUAUGAAUAAUGUCAUUUAUGUUUUGACGCAUCAGUAGAAACGUAUGCGCACUAUUUUAGUUGGA
This is a messenger RNA of Brassica oleracea var. oleracea, 2044 nucleotides long. RefSeq names its product trihelix transcription factor GTL2-like. The record is from RefSeq and is a predicted model, not a curated record. The coding region runs from base 78 to 1877 and encodes 599 amino acids. Lineage: Eukaryota; Viridiplantae; Streptophyta; Magnoliopsida; Brassicales; Brassicaceae. The transcript has 2 exons.